Cryptomeria japonica (Japanese cedar) is the source of this 1409-nucleotide messenger RNA. RefSeq names its product (+)-neomenthol dehydrogenase-like. Gene Ontology annotation, cellular component: membrane. The transcript has 5 exons. The coding region runs from base 307 to 1263 and encodes 318 amino acids. NCBI's taxonomy places the organism in Eukaryota, Viridiplantae, Streptophyta, Pinopsida, Cupressales, Cupressaceae. The record is from RefSeq and is a predicted model, not a curated record. Gene Ontology annotation, molecular function: oxidoreductase activity, acting on the CH-OH group of donors, NAD or NADP as acceptor.
UGCGGAAAGUAACCAGUCAAAUAAUCCAACUCCACAAACGUAACAAUCCCAACCAUACCCACUGCUAAAAGAUGGGCUGGAGACCAUCUUGGAAACCAGUCUAAAUGAAUGAGCACACCAGUCUGAAUAUACUGCGACCAGUCUGAGCAAUUGGAUUACGGUAUCUUGGGAUGCCACAAGUCUAAAAAUCUCAACACACCAUUCGUUUAAAGCUCAAUAGGCUGCUUAUCUUACCAGAUCAAGAGUUUCCCAAUUGGUUUAUAAAACUCCAAACAAGAUUAUUGUCCAAUACAGUUCAAGAUAGCCAUGGACGGCUCUGGAUCUCUGAACAAUAGAUGGUGGAAGGAGGAGACAGUGGGAGUGGUAACAGGGGCCAACAAGGGCAUUGGGUAUGCAAUUGUUCAUCAGUUAGCAGAGAAUGGGAUUUGUGUGAUAUUAACAGCAAGAGAUGAAGAAAGAGGUAAGGCUGCUGUCAAGACUCUUAAUGAUCAAGGGUUUCAUAAUGUUGUGUUCCAUCAGCUGGAUGUGCAGGAUGAAAGCAGCAUCCAGGCUUUUGCCAAUUGGGUUAAAGAAAAAUAUGGGAAACUGGAUAUCCUGAUUAAUAAUGCUGCAGUAUUGGGACUUGCAAUAGAUUAUGACAUUUUGAAGGCCAACAACAGUGAUCCUGCCAAAUUUUUUACUUCCCUUGAUAUCACAAUGGAAGGAAUAUCUGACACUUAUGAAAUGGCAAAGGAGUGCAUUGAGAUUAACUACUAUGGCACUAAAAGAAUGGUCGAAGCUUUUCUGCCUCUUCUAAAACUUGCCAGUGAAGGUGGUGGUAGAAUUGUAAAUGUCUCCUCUCGUGCUGGGGUCUUAGAGUACAUUCCAAGCGAGACGUUGAGGCAACAAUUGAGCAAUCUUAAUGGUUUGACAGAGGAAAGAAUCGAUGUGUUUCUCCAUAAUUUUUUAAAGGAUUUUCAACAAGGGCUAUUGAAAAGCAAUGGUUGGCCUAUUAGAUAUCCAGCCUAUUAUAUUUCUAAGGCUGCUCUAAAUGCUUAUACCCGACUUCUUGCACUCCAGCAUUCUGAUUUGUACGUCAAUUGUGUUCACCCAGGAUUUGUAAAGACUGAUAUGAACUUUAAGAUAGGAAGGCUACCAAUUGAUGAAGGAGCAAAAGGUCCUGUCAUGCUAGCCCUUCAUCCUCUAGGCUCACCUUCCGGUCAAUAUUAUGAUCAAACUGAAAUAGGUAGCUUUGAUAUUUUGCCUAAAGUGGAGGGUUUAUAGUUAGAAAAUAUUGAGCACCUUUUUAAUUUUUGUUUAUUAUUUACUUCUUCCUCCAAAGCUAGAUUUAAUGAAGUAUCUAUCCAUCAUUGAUGAAAUGGUUGUAUAUGUACCAAUAGUAUAAUAUAUUUAAUUAUAAAUUUAAUAAA